GAAAAUAAUUGUUAUUAAAUAUUUUCAAUAUCUUGCAGGUGGUUACUCCUCAGAGAAUGGAGCUGUUAAGGGUGAAGUUACGGGAAGAAGUUGAAGGACCCUACAAAGAGAGAUACGAAUCAAUGGAAACUGAAAUUGAUAAGUACCGAAGUGACUUCAACAAGCUACGAUAUGAUUAUUCCUUCCUGAAGUCUGAAUAUGAACAUGAACAGGCACAACACAAACAGAUUAUUGAAGAGCUGCAAGCUCACCACGACAUGGAGAUGACAUCACUCAAGAAAGAGAGAGAUUCACUAGUGCAAAAAUUGCAGCAAGAGGGACCCACAGAUGUACAAAGGACAAGAACAUUACAAAGAGAAAAUGCUCAGCUUCACAUGAAGAUCAAGGGCCUUUUGAGUGAACUGGAUGAAAUCAGAGCACAACGAGAAACAGCUGGCUUACAGUCUGACCAUGUAUCCAGAUUGCAAGCAAGGCAGCUGACAGAAAUGACUGCUAAGUGUAAAUCUCUCGAGACUGAGCGUGACUCUUUAAAGCUACAAUGUCAAACUUUACAGGAAGAAUUAGAGAAAAACAAUGAAGCACAGGAUGAGAUGACGACAGAAAUAAACAGACUGGAAAAAGAGACUAUGUCACAGAAAAGCCAAAUGGAAGAAAUGUCACACAAACACAAGGUCGAAUUGAGCAAUUUAAAGAUGAGUUUAAUGAAGAACAAAGGAGACUUAGAAAGAGACCGUGAUGAACUGAAAGCAGAAAUUGAAAGUCAUAACAACAAAGUUCAGGUUUUAGAAAGAACAAUAGAACAUCUAAAGAAAAUAAUUGAUGAAAAGGAACAUGAACUGAGUAAACGUGUGCAGUCAGCAAGAGAAGCAGAAUGGGAGAAAAUCACUCAGCUCGAACAAGCGAAGCUUCAGCUCGAGGCUAGUGUGGGACAAAUGGAAAGAGCGAAAGUGGACGCUGAGGCUGCGUAUCAUGUUCAGAUUGAGAAACUUGAAGACCAGCUCAGAUCGGUCGCAGAGGUCAAGAACUUAGCAGAGAAGGAAUGCAAUCAAAUGAGGACACAACUUCAAGAAACACGGAACAUAGCGGAUGACCUCGAGAAGGAAAAAUCGCGAACACAAGAGUUAAAACAAAAACAGCAGCAAUUACAAAACCAGUGUCAAAGUCUCUUGAGCAAUGAACAGCAACUACUGGCAGCAAACGAAAGACUUAAAACAUCGCUGGAGUUACUCAACGAUGAACUAACUAUCGCAAGAUCAGAUCUUCAGAGACAGCAAGAGGAAAGUCGGAGCAGUCUUGAACAGAAUAGGCAACAGUGGAAGGACGAAAAGAAUGCAUUGGAAAAACAGAUAACUGACUUGGAGAAAAAGCUAAAAGGAAAUGAAGAAAAUUUAAGGAAACGUGAAAAGGAGUAUAAAAAGAAAUCCAAGAAACACAAAGAAGAAAUGAGUCAACUUCACGACAAGAUGCAAGUUUUAGAGGCAAAAGAAGAACAACUGAAACUGGAGAGAGAUUCAGUCAAAAAACAUUUGGAGCUGGAGAAUGAGAAGAUAAAGAGACAGUUUGAGAAGUUCAGGAAAAGACAGAAUCGUUUCAAGAGUGUUCUAGACAGUAGCCAGGGUAUUGGGUUGGCGUUUAUUCCUACUUCUAGUUCACCUGUACCAUUUAACACCUCUGUAGAUCAGGAUCGACAGCAACGUGAUAUCGUAACAGUACGGGAACGACUUGAAGAGCUUGAGGAGAACCAAAAACAUAUCAGCGACUUAUUGACGAACUCAGAGAGACCCACAGGGGACAUGAGUAUCAGCUAACAGCACGCUGCUGAUGUAAUCACCAUGCCUCGAGUCGACACUAUAAUGAAAUACUGUAUUUAUUCCUUGCUUUCCAAAGGGAGGAUAGACCAAUUUCGAUAUAUUAAAAUUCAGCGUAAAACAAUAGACCUCAGUACGAGGCUCUGGGAAAUAAAUACAGAGUUUGUGGGGUUUAUUCCAAGAGCCUCGUUUUGAGGUCUGUUGUUAAUAUCUGGAAAUUGGUCUAUUUUCAAUGAAAGAUCAGAACGUGUUUGUAAUACAUUCAGUGCUGCAGUUCUUUUGAAAAAUGUGUAACAUUUUUAUCAAAGCGUGUAUGAUUUAAGAAAAAAGAAAAUGGAGUGUUUUAGGUUCAUUUACGCCAGCAUUAGCAUUAAAAUAUGAAAUGUAUUUUA
Messenger RNA from Orbicella faveolata, 2200 nucleotides. RefSeq names its product centrosomal protein of 83 kDa-like. NCBI's taxonomy places the organism in Eukaryota, Metazoa, Cnidaria, Anthozoa, Scleractinia, Merulinidae. Gene Ontology annotation, biological process: cilium assembly; establishment of centrosome localization. Gene Ontology annotation, cellular component: centriole; Golgi apparatus; centrosome. The record is from RefSeq and is a predicted model, not a curated record.